Solea senegalensis (Senegalese sole) is the source of this 1832-nucleotide messenger RNA. RefSeq lists its product as uncharacterized. The coding region runs from base 169 to 1155 and encodes 328 amino acids. The transcript has 6 exons. The record is from RefSeq and is a predicted model, not a curated record. NCBI's taxonomy places the organism in Eukaryota, Metazoa, Chordata, Actinopteri, Pleuronectiformes, Soleidae.
CUGCGCGCGUGCUUUAAUUCCAGCAGCUCGUCACCACCACGGCGCGGGACGAAUCAUGUCAACAAAUGGUGGUGCUUGCAGCUGAGGCCGAUGGCUUUGAUUCAUUCACUGUCUUUAAGAGUAGAAUAUUUAAGGUCAUUUGAAUAGUGUCUGAAUUGGAAACAGCUCAUGUAUCCCCAACGCUCCACCAGACUGAAGAGGUCCAUCCAGAAGAGCCCUCAGAGAAGUCGCAGCCCUGAUGAAGACGUUACCCAGCACAAGUUGAGGGGUAAGAGACCAAAGACGGGGCGGAGGAGGAACAAAGUUGGUGAUGGCGCAGUCACUAUAGAUGAGAGAAGCAAUCAAGACAUCAGUGAUGCGGGUGGUGUAAACCAUGUUGCUAAGGAGGAUGAGGGAUCAAUCAUAGUGUUGGCUGAUUAUGGAAUAGAGUCGGAUGAAGACUCUGGCUCCGUCAACAGUAGCAUAGUUUCUGGUCCUUCUUUCUUGUCUCACACCACUCCCAAGGAGAGGGGGACGUCACUGCACAUGUGCUCAGCCUGUCUGAAGCUCUACCACAAAGCAGAGAAGAUGAACGUGCCAAUGAAAGACAAACUCUUAGACAAUGAUCCCAUGUCCCUGACAUGUGAUCAGUGGGUGCUGAUGAAAAAGUGGAGACCCAGAAGAAUGUCUAAAACAAGAGGGACACUUUUGAUCCAUAUACAGCUGGUGAAGAAAGGUGUGAAGCAAAGUGAGCAGCACAAGGUGGAGUCAUCAGUGUGCUUGAGGUCACACACUUUCCUCCAAAGGAACCUCCGGCGUUGUAAGAGAGUGCCAGUGAAGAAGGGGAAGAAGAGAAGGAAGAGGCGGACAGAUGACUCUCAGGGUUCUCGCGUUGCGAAGCAGCCGCGUCUGCGCAGCAACAAAGGUCGACACGGGCGCAUCAGUAAUAGCUCUGCAGAUGACGGCAGCCUUAAUAAGAGCUGCAGUCAUAGUAGCCACGAAGAGGUGAACUAUCAAGCAGACACACGUGUGACUGUCGAGAUGAAUCCCUGCACAGUCGCUCUGGAAACCACCAACGCAAAACGGAACACACUAGAGAAGAAGACGAGUGGAUUCAGAGACUUGCUGGCCCAGCUCCGUGGAAGCAGCAGCAUAAUUGUCAGAGAAACACGUUGAUGAGGUGACUUUUACCCACUAAUAUUAAUCCACUGAUGUCGCUUUUUACUUUUUUUAUUUUCACUGGCUUAACCCCUCCUAAAAACCAUUUGUCAAUAUAAGUCAGUAAGUCAUACCUGCAGUAUUUAGUUUGCCAUCAAAGAGGAGCAAAGAAUUUACAAUUUUAAAAAGGCUGAAAUCAGAGAACGUGUUUUUAUUUAAAAGCAAACAAAAAAAGCUAAUGCUCGGGUAAUUUUUUUCGUUCAUCAAUUCAAUUCUUUAGCGUAUUCUUGAGGGACGUCCUUUUUUCCUAUAUCGAAAUGUGGUAAGGAAACUUUUGAAAAUUAGUAAUGUAAAUCAUAGAACUCCAGGAACAAAUGUUAACUUGGUAAUAUAAAAAACAAAAAAAACUCUAAUAAAUAAAUACCAAAAUAAGAGGGUUUAAUUUAAUAUAUGCCAACAUACUGCCAGGUUGGGAUUAUUAUUGCUCAUUCUUCAACAGCACCUGUAGUAAAUGAAAAUAAUAUAAAGGCAUGGGUGUCGGCAUCAGUCAGUAUCGGUCCGAUACUGGUCGAACUCACUGGAUUGAAUAUCCGACAGCUAAAAAUGUAAAAUUCAGUACAGCCCACAAAAAUCCCAUAUAUAACGCAUGCUUCACUAUGCGCAGACUGUAAAAAUGUAAAUAAAAAUCAGCAAAA